Caenorhabditis auriculariae is the source of this 1758-nucleotide messenger RNA. NCBI's taxonomy places the organism in Eukaryota, Metazoa, Nematoda, Chromadorea, Rhabditida, Rhabditidae. The record is from the annotation of a GenBank genome assembly.
AUGAUGGAUGAGGGGCCGCACAUCGCAACAUAUUCUUCCGAUGAAUCGACUCCAGCCAAUCUGCCUGAUUCGACUGUUAUCACCGAAAUGGUCAGAGGUGUAAUGUUUACACGUCUCCGGCGAGACUCCCCACACUUCAUCAUUCUCCCGACCCAAACCGACGUCAAUUUCACGCUCUCGCUUUCUUCUUUCACAGAUUAUCUGAACACUCCGUGUCCAAUGUUUGCAUGACUUUACUGUGCGGAAAUGACUCAUCGCUUGAAAAAAAACCAUAUCAGUGCAUUAUAGAUGGAGAAGAAAGGAGUGUUGUUUUGUUGGGCGUAAAUUACUAGGUUACUCCCAAAAUUUUCUGGAUGAAAUAACUGCGAAAAUUCUCUGCAAUUUUUAUAUAAAUAAAAUUGAGACCUCGAUUUUUUUCAUUAAUACAUGACUUGAAACGGAUAGUCAUGGAAACUUCAAAAAAAUUAUGAGUCAGAUGAUCUGAGAAAAAAAUGAAACCACCAAACAAUGGAUUUUUUUAAGGCAAUAAUGAGAUCAAUCGUGCGGCACAUUUUCAUGGAAAACUCGCAUAAAAUCCGUAGAUUCGAAUUUAUAUUCAGUUCAAAUAGUUAUCUUAUAAUUUUUUUAUUUUUACAUGUUUUUUUAUUUUUCAAUCUUUUUUUGUAAAUGUAUCCUAAUUUUUCAAUAAUUAUAUUUCAACAACUUCUAUAUCAAAAUCACCAAGUUUUUGAAAAUUAUUAGUUAUGCUUUAUAAGGAUUUUUUGAAGCAUCUUCUCAUUUUUAGACGAACCGCUAGAAUUUUCAGUGUGUCCUUGUUUUGCAUACAGCCGUGCUAAGCCUAUAAUCUGUAAGGCCACGUACGUAUCUAAUUGGCGCAUUUUCGAUAUUCUACCAGGUGUUCUAGAAAAAAUGGCUAUGUGGUAGUUGUAAGAGCAGCAAAACAAAUGGUCACUCUCAAAAACUUUGAUUUGUUGAUUGGUCGGACGUUGACUGUUAUAAGACAAUUGGAAACUCUACCAAUACCGUAAUUUUAGUGAUUUCAUUAAAGCUGGAAGAGUUGUUUUGAGAAAAGGAAAGGAGGGUCUGAAAAAAAGCUUGAAAAUUUGAUUUCGGUGAGCUUUUUGGUUACAGAAAAUAAUUGUCUAAAUGCGUAGUUCCUGAGCUUCAUCUUGAAAAAAAGAAGUUUUGUGAGGUUAGGGCGAAAAAACGGAUAAAACUCGGACAAAAUAUGAUUUCGGGCAUGCUGAUACUCUUAUAGUUUGCAUUUAGAAAGUUAUUUUUCCCGAAAAUUCAGCAAACUGGAUCAAAAACUCCAAUUUGACAUAUGUAUUUUUUUUUCUUUUCGGAAACGUGUACUAAAUUGACUUGAAAAAGCUCAAGCAAUUUCUGACAGCUCCACUUUGCACGCGCUAGUUUAGUCGAAAGAACCCUUCACUGCGCUGAAAUUUCAAUUAGGGACAUUCCAAAAUUGCUCAGUGCAAUUUAUUCAAGCUCAGUCGUUUGGACUUGUCUUCUGGAAUCGCGCCUUGGCAUGGGGAUAACGAAACUGUUUUGCCUCGGACGUGCUAACUGGUUGUGAAGGACGAAUUGGCGGCAAUGGUAGCAAGAAAGCGCCGCCCAGGCGCCGCCUCCAUGCCCCUCACCUGCAUUCUCGUACCACCUAAUUACGCGUCUUUCUUCCGUACUCCGCAUCAGCACGAUCCUCGCUACCUUUACUGUAUUCUGCCGGCUUUUGGGAUUUCAAUUCUCACUCUCUAG